Closterium sp. Yama58-4 is the source of this 249-nucleotide messenger RNA. The record is from the annotation of a GenBank genome assembly. NCBI's taxonomy places the organism in Eukaryota, Viridiplantae, Streptophyta, Zygnematophyceae, Desmidiales, Closteriaceae.
AUGUUCACCCGGAAGAACAGCCGAUCGUCAGACAUUUCAUCUCACCCUUCGGUUCUAGAUCUCACAUUUCGGGCCCUCCCCCCAAGGGACCUGGCAGCAGCAGCGUGUGUGUGCCGCGAGUGGCGAGCAGCAGCUACCAGUGAGCCGCUCUGGCACCGCCACACCAUCGCGCUCUGGCCUGCUCUCGCCAGCCCUGCCGUGGCCCGUCGGGUCUCAGACUCGUGUGGCUUCUACCUCUUUUACAGGUAA